Molecule: messenger RNA, 1552 nt
Organism: Volvox carteri f. nagariensis
Lineage: Eukaryota; Viridiplantae; Chlorophyta; Chlorophyceae; Chlamydomonadales; Volvocaceae
Product: threonine synthase
Exons: 3
Coding region: 35-1552 (505 amino acids)
Biological process (GO): L-cysteine biosynthetic process
Cellular component (GO): cytoplasm
Molecular function (GO): threonine synthase activity
Source: RefSeq, a predicted model, not a curated record
AGUGGCAAGCUUUUCUAGCACGCUGUGGGCCACCAUGAGGACACUUCAGCAGCCAACCCUUCGCAGCGGCGCGCGCAGGGGUGUGUUCACACCAUGCAGCCGUAAUAUGCAACGAAUUCUCGCCACAGCUGCGCACGCGGAUAUCCGACGGGAAGCUAUGCUCCGGGUGCCGCUUGAGAAGGCGCACACGUUCAAUGCCAAAUUCGUGCCUUUCACCGAUAUCCAAACUAGCAAUACGUCUAGCGAAUUUUACAGUCUGGACGACGUCGUUUACCGAUCGCGGGACGGCGGCCUGCUGGAUGUGCACCAUGAUAUGAAGGCGUUGUCGCAGUAUGGACCGGAGUACUGGCGAGCCUUGUUUGAUGCUCGGGUUGGGACAACUGCUUGGCCCUUCGGAUCCGGUGUAUGGAGCAAGAAGGAAUGGGUGCUGCCGGGUCUGUCGGACGAUGACAUUGUGUCUAUGUUCGAAGGCAACAGCAACCUAUUCUGGGCGGAACGUUUUGGCAAGGAGGCCCUGGGUAUGACUGACUUGUGGGUCAAGCAGUGCGGUAACAGCCAUACGGGCUCCUUCAAGGAUUUGGGCAUGACAGUGCUUGUUAGUCAGGUGAACCGCAUUCGGAAGCUUAAGCCAGGCAGCAUCACAGCCGUUGGCUGCGCUUCCACUGGCGACACGUCAGCGGCGCUGUCUGCCUACUGUGCCGCCGCGGGCAUUCCCUCGAUCGUCUUCCUGCCAGCGGACAAAAUCUCGCUGGCGCAGCUCGUGCAACCAAUUGCUAAUGGCGCGCUGGUGCUUAGCAUUGACACGGACUUUGACGGCUGCAUGCGCCUGAUCAAGCAGGUCACGGCAGAGACCCCCAUCUACCUGGCGAACAGCAUGAACAGCCUGCGGCUUGAGGGGCAAAAGACCGCUGCAAUUGAGAUUUUGCAACAGUUCGACUGGCAAGUGCCCGACUGGGUUAUUAUCCCCGGUGGCAACCUCGGCAAUAUCUAUGCCUUUUACAAGGGCUUCAAAAUGUGCAAGGAGCUGGGUCUCGUGGACAAGAUGCCGCGGCUCGUGUGCGCACAGGCACAGAACGCCAACCCGCUUUACCAGGCGUUCCAUAAAGCGCAAGGUGUUUCGCAAAUUAAGGAGAGCUACCAGGCCGUCAAGGCGAAGACUACCUUCGCUUCGGCCAUCCAGAUCGGCGAUCCUGUGUCCAUCGACCGAGCAAUCAUGGCGCUGCAGGACGCCAACGGCAUUGUGGAGGAGGCCUCGGAGGAGGAGCUCAUGGACGCCGCGGCGCGUGCGGACCGCACCGGCAUGUUCAACUGCCCCCACACGGGUGUUGCGCUCGCCGCAUUACUCAAGCUCCGGGAAAGGCAGAUUAUUGGGCCUAACGACAGGACGGUAGUUGUCAGCACAGCCCAUGGGCUCAAGUUCGCGCAGUCAAAGGUGGCCUACCACUCCAAAUCCGUUCCCAACAUGACGUGUCAGUUCGCGAACCCGCCGGUGCAGGUUAAGGAGGACCUGGGUGCGGUGAUGGACGCGAUCAAGGCUAAGUUCAGCCUCUGA